Molecule: messenger RNA, 474 nt
Organism: Metarhizium album ARSEF 1941
Lineage: Eukaryota; Fungi; Ascomycota; Sordariomycetes; Hypocreales; Clavicipitaceae
Product: DASH complex, subunit Dad2
Exons: 2
Coding region: 1-474 (157 amino acids)
Biological process (GO): mitotic cell cycle; attachment of spindle microtubules to kinetochore
Cellular component (GO): mitotic spindle midzone; DASH complex; mitotic spindle pole body
Source: RefSeq, a predicted model, not a curated record
AUGCGAGCUCCCAGUAGCUCCGCAUCGUCUUCGUCCCAGUCGCCCGCUUUGCUUGCCCGGAUCGAAGAAAAGAAGGCCGAACUACAGAGCUUGAGAGAGCUUCGAGACCUCAGCGCCGCAGUGUCCAAUCAAAUGGAGGCCCUCGAGCAGAAACUGACGACUCUGUCCGAUGGGACUGAGGCGAUUGCAGCGGUCAUGGGCAAUUGGCAUAAUGUGCUACGAGCCAUCAACAUGGCGUCCAGUAUGUUCCGAGACGAAACCGAAUCAUCUACUACUGCUAACGAAGCCUCCCUCUUCUUUGCAGCAAAACUCGCAAAACCGUCUAGUGAUGCGUCCAUGGAAGACGCACCUGCAUCAAACGAAUCGCUUCCCCAGACUCUAGUACGAAUACCAACCGAGCAUGCGCCAACAUUACAGGCUCAGGCCGAUGCCAUUGAAGCGGCGACGGUGGAAGACUCGACUGCGAGCACGUGA